This is a messenger RNA of Gavialis gangeticus (Gharial), 4513 nucleotides long. It is a transcript of the gene CRB1, whose product is annotated as crumbs 1, cell polarity complex component. The record is from RefSeq and is a predicted model, not a curated record. Gene Ontology annotation, biological process: establishment or maintenance of epithelial cell apical/basal polarity; heterophilic cell-cell adhesion. Gene Ontology annotation, molecular function: calcium ion binding. NCBI's taxonomy places the organism in Eukaryota, Metazoa, Chordata, Crocodylia, Gavialidae. The transcript is spliced from 12 exons. Gene Ontology annotation, cellular component: protein-containing complex; plasma membrane. The coding region runs from base 1 to 4311 and encodes 1436 amino acids.
AUGAAUGAUGGGAUCGAGUGCACACUUGACACCAAAUUGGGUGAAGCUGCAGCCUCUCUGGAUGUCAAGACCAGGAUUCAGAAUGACCUGGAUAAACUGGAGAAAUGGUUGAAAAUCAAUCAGAUCAAAUUAAACAGGGACAAGUGCCAAGUCCGGCAUUUGGAGUCACUUUGUGUAAGAAAUGGUUCCAGGUGCCUGUCAAACUCUUGCCAAAAGAACUCUACAUGUGAUGCUGCUGCUAAGGGUGAUAGUUGCCGUUGUUCAGACAUCUCAGUUGACAUUUUGGGGGAAAACUGCAAUAAAACCUAUGAUCCUUGCUUCUCAAGCCCUUGUCUUCAAAAUGCUACCUGUUUAAGCACUUCAGGAAACCUCAGCUUUACUUGUGAAUGCCCUGCUGGCUACAGUGGAGCUACCUGUGAAAUGGCCAUCAGUAUGUGUGACACAAACUUUUGUCAACAUGGAGGCACUUGCCAGAAUGGGAUGGAUGGUCUUACCUGUCUUUGCAGUGCAGGGUACACAGGUACAUUCUGUGAAACUGAUUUUGAUGAGUGCAUUUCGGAUCCUUGUCACAAUGGAGCAGUGUGCAGGGAUGGAAUCAAUGGAUACUCCUGCUACUGUGUCCCAGGCUACCAAGGCAAGCAUUGUGACCUAGAAGUGAAUGAAUGUGCUUCAGAUCCUUGCCUGAAUGGAGCUACAUGCCUGAACCAGAUAGGCACGUAUGACUGCAUCUGCACACCUGAGUACAUGGGAAUAAACUGUGAGCUGGAAAUUGAUGAGUGUUUGUCACAGCCUUGUUCAAAUGGUGCAACCUGUCAUGAUUCUUUGGGUAACUAUUUCUGUUCCUGUGCACUCGGAUUCGUAGGUGAUCUCUGUGAAAUCAACAUUGAUGAAUGUGCCAGCCAGCCAUGCCUCAAUGGAGGGCAGUGUAUAGAUGAUGUCAAUAGGUACAGCUGUAAUUGUACCAGUACAGGAUUCAUGGGCCUACACUGUGAGACCUUAAUUCCAUUAUGCUGGUCACAACCAUGCCAUAACAAUGCCACCUGUGAAGAUGACACUGACAAUUACACAUGCCACUGUUGGCCAGGAUAUACCGGUUCCCACUGUGAAAAUGAUAUAAAUGAAUGCAGCAGUAAUCCUUGCCUCUAUGAAAGUGAAUGUGUGGAGCGGUCCUGGGUAAGCUGGUAUGGAGCUAUUCCAGAGCUGCCACCUGAGUUCAGCUACCACAGAGCAUCAGGCUACGUGUGCAACUGUAAAGCAGGUUUUACAGGCAUUCACUGUGAAGAAGACAUCAAUGAGUGUUACAUGAACCCUUGCCAAAAUGGUGGAACCUGUGAGAAUUUUCCUGGAAAUUAUACUUGCCAUUGCCCCCCUGGAGAUAAGGAGGGGAUGUUUUAUGGUGGCUGGAACUGUAGUGAGGUUCUUCAGGGCUGCACUGAUCACCAAUGCCAAAAUAAUGGAAUAUGUAUUCCCCAUUUAAAAAAUGGCCAGCAUGGAUCCAGCUGCAUGUGCCCACCUGGGUAUACUGGAAUACACUGUGAAAAAUUAACUACAUUUUCUUUUGAGGGAAAUGGUUUCCUUUGGGUGAGGAGCAUCAAGAGCCCUGCAAAAGACUCCUUCUACAACAUAAACCUGAGAUUUCACACUGUGCAACCUACAGCCUUUAUAUUUUACCGAGGGGGAAAAGAUACAUUUGUGAAGUUGGAGUUACUAAAUGGCCACUUACACUUAGCCAUGCAAGUCAAUAGUCAGCCACAGGAUCUUUUCCUUAUUUCACAUAAUGUCAGUGAUGGGAAAUGGCAUUCAGUAGAGGUAACCUUCACAAGAGCUGUUACUCUUAAUUUACUCGACAGCUCAUGUAUAGAAUCAUGUGUCAAUAAAACUGCUGCUACAAUAAAUAGUGACCAACUGAUGCCUGCAUUUCAGAGCACAUUUUUGGGUGGUUUGCCAGUGGGAAUCACGAGUGGUGACUCUCUAUUAAACACCUAUAAUAUGCAUUCUGCACCUUCAUUUAUAGGCUGUCUUCAGGACAUUGAAAUAGACUUGAACAUUAUUACACCAGACAACGUGUCAUCUGAAUCAACUUUAAAUGUCAAGGCAGGCUGUGCUAAAAAGGAUUGGUGUGAAAACAACCCUUGUCAAAAUAGGGGGCGCUGCAUCAAUUUGUGGCUGAGUUAUCAGUGUGACUGCUACAGGCCUUACACCGGGCCAAACUGUUCAACAGAGUAUAUGCCAGGCCGAUUUGGACAUGAGGAUUCCUCAGGGUAUGCUAUGUUUUCUGUUGCUGGUAUUCAGAAUAAAAACAUGAUUAUAUCAAUGUUUGUCCGAACACGCAAGUCUUCUGGUUUGUUGCUGGCUUUGAGGAAUAGUACAUCUCUGUAUAUAAGAAUCUAUUUGGAGGAUGGGAAGGUAGUAAUACGAGUUCCAAAUUCCAUCCAAUUAUUAGGACCAAACAAGAUGAACGAUGGAACUUUUUACUUAUUAUCACUAAAAAUAGAGCCAAAUAAGAUUGAGUUGUUUCAGUCAUCUCAGUACCUAGGCUCUAUAUCUACUCCAAGACUAACAGUCCAAGGUAGGGAUAUCCUUUAUAUUGGAGGACUACCAGAUAAACAAGAAACCAACAUGAAUGGUGGAUAUUUCAAAGGUUGCAUCCAAGAUUUAAGACUGAAUAAUCAGCAACUGGAAUUCUUCCCCAUCACCGCUUCUCUGAAUUCUAUUAUCAACCAAACACUGAUCAAUGUGACCCAGGGCUGUGCCAGUGACAACACUUGCAAGUCCAACCCUUGCCACAAUGGUGGCAUUUGCUAUUCUCUCUGGGAUGACUUCACUUGCACAUGUCCCCCAAACACAGCAGGGAAAUCAUGUGAACAAGUAAAGUGGUGUGAGCACAGUCCUUGCCCUCAUGAAGCACAGUGCCAGCUUGUGUAUCAAGGAUUUGAAUGCGUUGCUAAUGCAGUGUUUAGUGGCAGAAGCAGUGCAAUAUUUUACAGAAGCAAUGGGAAGAUAAGGAGAGACCUCACCAACAUUGCAUUUGGUUUUCGGACCAGGGAUGCUGAUGUGAUACUUCUGUAUGCUGAAAAGGAGCCAGAGUUCAUUAUCAUAAGCAUUGAGAAUUCUAAACUAGUGUUUCAGCUUCAAAGCGGCAAUAGCUUUUAUAUGCUGAGACUGGUUAGUUCCCAAACAGUGAAUGAUGGAAAAUGGCACCAAGUAACUGCUUCAAUGCUAGAACCCCAAUCUCAGUCCUCUAGGUGGCUCAUUGAUAUAGAUGAUAAAAAGGACACUAGUACAGUUGCCACAGGAAGCCUCAACUUUUUAAGAGAAGACAUAGACGUUUACAUAGCUGACAAAGCUUUCGACAAUCUGGAUGGCUUAAGAGGCUGCAUGAGUACUAUAGAAAUCAAUGGCAUUUUCCUCUCCUACUUUGGAAAUUCUGAUGGCUAUACUACAAAACCUCAAGAGGAGCAAUUCCUUAAAAUAUCGGCAAAUUCUGUGGUUACUGGCUGUUUGCAAGUGGAUGCUUGCAGCUCAAAUCCCUGCAUGCAUGAUGGAAUAUGUGAAGACUUAUACAGUUACUACCAUUGUACAUGUCCAAAGGGAUGGACUGGCACACACUGUGAAAUUAACAUUGAUGAAUGCUCUUCGAAUCCCUGUAUUCAUGGAAACUGCUCUGACAGAAUCGCAUCUUAUGAGUGCAGCUGUAAACCUGGGUACACAGGGGUAAACUGUGAAGAAGACAUAGACAAUUGCUAUGGUCACCAGUGUGCAAAUGGAGCCACCUGCAUAGAUGGGAUUAACAGCUAUUCCUGCCGAUGUGCAACUAACUUCACUGGAAAAUUUUGCAGAUACAAAAGGUUACCUUCUACAGUCUGUGGGAAUGAGAAGAAAAACAUCACUUGUUACAACUAUGGCAACUGUACUGAGCGUGAUGGCAAGCUAAGAUGCAUGUGCCUACCCGGCUUUACUGGAGAACGAUGUGAAAUGGACAUUGAUGAGUGCAGCUCUGAUCCAUGCCUGAAUGGAGGCCUCUGCCAGAACUUACUCAACAAGUUCUACUGCAUUUGUGACUUGAGCUUUGCCGGCCCCCGCUGUGAGGUAGAUCUGACAGCUGACUUGAUCUCGAAUAUAUUCACCUCUAUUGGCUCAGUUACGCUGGUUUUGUUACUGAUCCUCUUCUUGGCAGCUGUGGUUUCUGUCAUAGCGGCCAACAAACGGGCAACUCAAGGGCCCUACAGCCCCAGCCGGCAGGAGAAGGAAGGAUCUCGGGUGGAAAUGUGGAACAUGGUGCAGCCGCCACCGAUGGAAAGACUGAUUUAGAAGGAAACAGUCCUCUGUGCUACGUACUGGAAUAGCUUCUGGUCAAACUGGAAUAUUGUAAAUAUAUUGGAAAUCAUUAUUCAUUUUGUUAUUGAAACCAAGGAACAUUCAUUUGAAAGCUGCAAUGACUUUUAGGCCUGUGAUUUUUUUUCAUUUAAUCAAAUAACUUUAGAGUUUUUUAAUAUUUGAGUAAAUUGGUGCC